Messenger RNA from Sorex fumeus (smoky shrew), 3257 nucleotides. It is a transcript of the gene RABEP1, whose product is annotated as rabaptin, RAB GTPase binding effector protein 1. The record is from RefSeq and is a predicted model, not a curated record. Bases 214 to 2802 code for a protein of 862 amino acids. The transcript has 18 exons. NCBI's taxonomy places the organism in Eukaryota, Metazoa, Chordata, Mammalia, Eulipotyphla, Soricidae. Gene Ontology annotation, biological process: Golgi to plasma membrane transport; endocytosis. Gene Ontology annotation, molecular function: GTPase activator activity; growth factor activity. Gene Ontology annotation, cellular component: endocytic vesicle; endosome.
CUUAUUUCCCGCUGUCAGGAUGAGGAGGCGGAGGUCGGCGCUCGGGUCCGUCUCUGCCCGCGGCUGUGGCGGCGCCGACGGCUCCAGCCUGAGCGGUUCUUCCCUGGGUGGCGGCGGCGGCGGCUCGGUCGGCGUCUCUUCCGCCAGCUGAGUCCGCUGGAGCCCGGUCGCCGCUUCUCCGCCCGUCCUCGCCCCCGAGCGGGCCGCCUGGUCAUGGCGCAGCCGGGCCCGGCUCCUCAGCCUGACGCUUCUCUUCAGCAACGGGUAGCAGAAUUGGAAAAAAUUAAUGCAGAAUUUUUACGUGCACAGCAGCAGCUUGAGCAAGAAUUUAACCAAAAGAGAGCAAAAUUUAAGGAGUUAUAUUUAGCUAAAGAGGAGGAUUUGAAGAGACAAAAUGCAGUGUUACAAGCUGCACAAGAUGAUUUAGGACAUCUACGUACACAGCUGUGGGAAGCCCAAGCAGAGAUGGAGAAUAUUAAGGCCAUUGCCACAGUUUCUGAGAAUACCAAACAAGAAGCAAUAGAUGAAGUGAAAAGACAGUGGAGAGAAGAAGUUGCUUCACUUCAGGCUGUUAUGAAAGAAACAGUUCGUGACUAUGAGCACCAGUUUCACCAUAGGCUGGAACAGGAACGAACACAGUGGGCACAGUAUCGAGAAUCUGCAGAGAGGGAAAUAGCUGAUUUAAGGAGAAGGCUGUCUGAAGGUCAAGAGGAGGAAAAUUUAGAAAAUGAAAUGAAAAAGGCCCAAGAAGAUGCUGAAAAACUUCGAUCUGUUGUGAUGCCGAUGGAGAAGGAAAUUGCAGCUUUGAAAGAUAAAUUGACAGAGGCUGAAGACAAGAUUAAAGAGCUGGAGGCCUCAAAGGUUAAAGAACUGAAUCAUUAUCUGGAAGCUGAGAAAUCUUGUAGGACUGAUCUAGAGAUGUAUGUAGCAGUUUUAAAUACUCAAAAAUCAGUUUUACAGGAGGAUGCUGAGAAACUGAGGAAAGAAUUACAUGAAGUUUGCCAUCUCUUGGAGCAAGAGCGACAACAGCACAACCAGUUAAAGCAUACGUGGCAGAAGGCCAAUGAUCAGUUUUUGGAAUCUCAGCGUUUGCUAAUGAGGGACAUGCAACGAAUGGAAAUUGUGCUAACUUCAGAACAGCUCCGGCAAGUUGAAGAACUGAAGAAGAAAGAUCAGGAGGAAGAUGAACAACAAAGACUUAAUAAGAGAAAGGAUCAUAAAAAAACAGAAGUCGAGGAAGAAGUAAAAGUACCAGUAGUGUGUGCUCUGACUCAAGAAGAAACUUCAGCCCAGUUAUCAAAUGAGGAGGAGCAUUUAGAUAGCACUCAUGGUUCAGUCCAUUCCUUAGACGCAGACUUACUUUUGCCAUCUGGAGAUCCAUUCAGUAAAUCGGACAAUGACAUGUUUAAGGAUGGACUCAGGAGAGCACAGUCUACGGACAGCUUGGGAACCUCAAGCUCACUGCAAUCCAAAGCUUUAGGCUAUAACUACAAAGCAAAAUCUGCUGGAAACCUGGAUGAAUCAGAUUUUGGGCCAUUGGUAGGAGCAGAUUCGGUGUCUGAAAACUUUGAUACUGCCUCCCUUGGGUCACUGCAAAUGCCAAGUGGGUUUAUGUUAACCAAAGAUCAAGAAAAAGCGAUCAAGGCUAUGACACCAGAACAAGAAGAGACAGCGUCUCUCCUCUCCAGUGUCACACAGGGUAUGGAAAGUGCGUAUGUGUCCCCCAGUGGUUACCGCUUAGUCAGUGAGACGGAAUGGAAUCUCCUACAAAAAGAGGUACAUAAUGCUGGAAAUAAACUCGGUAGACGUUGUGAUAUGUGUUCUAAUUAUGAGAAACAGUUACAAGGAAUUCAGAUUCAGGAGGCUGAAACAAGAGACCAGGUCAAAAAACUACAGAUGAUGCUAAGGCAAGCAAACGACCAGUUAGAGAAGACAAUGAAGGAUAAACAGGAACUGGAAGACUUUAUCAAGCAGAGCACUGAAGAUUCAAGUCAUCAGAUAUCUGCACUUGUCCUGAAAGCCCAAGCAUCUGAGGUUUUGCUUGAAGAAUUACAACAGGGGUUUUCCCAAGCAAAGAGGGAUGUUCAGGAACAGAUGGCAGUGCUGAUGCAGUCACGAGAACAGGUCUCUGAAGAGCUGGUGAGGUUACAGAAAGAUAAUGACAGUCUUCAGGGUAAGCAUAGCUUGCAUGUGUCGUUACAGCAAGCAGAAGACUUCAUUCUACCAGAUGCUGUAGAGGCUCUCCGGGAGUUGGUAUUAAAAUAUCGCGAGAACAUUGUUAAUGUGCGGACAGCAGCUGACCACAUGGAAGAAAAGCUGAAGGCUGAAAUACUUUUUCUGAAAGAGCAGAUUCAAGCAGAACAGUGUUUAAAAGAAAAUCUUGAAGAAACUCUGCAGCUAGAAAUAGAAAACUGCAAAGAAGAAAUAGCCUCCAUUUCUAGCCUAAAAGCUGAAUUAGAAAGAAUAAAGAUAGAAAAAGGACAGCUGGAGGUGACAUUACAAGAGAAGUCUCAACAGCUUGAGAGCCUUCAGGAGAUGAAAAUCACUUUGGAAGAACAAUUAAAGAAAGAGACUGCUGCAAAGGCUACUGUUGAACAACUAAUGUUUGAAGAGAAGAACAAAGCCCAGAGAUUGCAGACAGAACUUGAUGUCAGCGAACAAGUUCAGAGAGAUUUUGUUAAGCUUUCUCAAACCCUUCAGGUGCAGUUAGAGCGGAUCCGACAAGCUGACUCUUUGGAGAGAAUUCGGGCAAUUCUGAAUGAUACCAAACUGACAGACAUUAACCAGCUCCCUGAAACAUGACACUCUGAUGGCAUGGCAUUAGCCUGCACUUUGGGUUUUUAACUCUUCUUUAGAACAUUAAUUAUUUAACUCUUAACUGAAGAAGUCACACAACUACAAAAGACUGGAGAAAUGUUUAUUUCUAGUGCGGGAAAAGACUGCAGUACAGGAACAGCAGUCAGGGUAAUUUGCAACAAAAAUACCUUUCAAGAGGAACACUCACAAGACUACAGACUUGAUUUCAGAUAAUGUGAUCUGAUUUGACGAUGGAUCAAAUGCUGUUUCCUUGCCUGCUUUAUCCAACAUUUCCCUACCCUAAAGCAACAUCCCAAUAGUGUUUGAACUUAAAACUUUUUGUUCAUAGAUAUUGGAAGAGAGAAUUUUUUCUGUUGACUAGAGUUUAUCAGUAACAGUAUUCGGCUAGCAGAGGUAUAGUAAGCUGUAUGAAUAUUUUAUAUUAAAAUAUGAAAGUCUGA